Dentiscutata heterogama is the source of this 407-nucleotide messenger RNA. Lineage: Eukaryota; Fungi; Glomeromycota; Glomeromycetes; Diversisporales; Gigasporaceae. The record is from the annotation of a GenBank genome assembly.
GUUGGAUUCCUAAAUCUAUACUAAAAUUAGUAUCAACAAGGGAUAUGCCUGCUUCUGCUAAAAAAUUAAACAUUCUACUAACAAAAAUGCCACGCAAAGAUCCUGACGUUUUUGCUUCUAGUUUUACACCUAGUUUAACUCCUACAGCUCAAUCACCAAUAGUUUCUCAUAUACAUGAGCGUAAUAUCCCUGAUAGUGACAUACCUAUUAUAACCGAAUCACCUACUAAAUGUGAGAAACGUGUUCGUUUUUUAGAACAAUCUUUACCAUCUUCUGAAAUUGAUAAUUCAAUCGUAAAACAUCCUAUAAAUUCUACUUCAAAAUCUACAUUUUGGAAAUCAUUUGUAGAGACAAUAUGUUUUAUAAGGAAUUAUGUUAUAAAGAAAAAGAGUAUUACUAGUGGAAUA